Messenger RNA from Cariama cristata (Red-legged seriema), 478 nucleotides. Its product is annotated as glycoprotein Xg-like. The transcript has 8 exons. The annotation marks the transcript as partial. Gene Ontology annotation, biological process: T cell extravasation; homotypic cell-cell adhesion; positive regulation of neutrophil extravasation. Lineage: Eukaryota; Metazoa; Chordata; Aves; Cariamiformes; Cariamidae. The record is from RefSeq and is a predicted model, not a curated record.
AUGGGGAAAUUCCGAAGUAUCCUUCUUUUGUGCCUUGGCUUUCUUCUAGUCCAUGUAAGAGGUCAACGUGAUUUUGAUUUAGCCGAUGCUCUUGAUCACCCAGAGGACAUAAUUACCAGGAAGCCUACAGUGAUCAGAAGACCGACAAGGCCUGUGCUGAACAAUGAUCUGCAUUUAGGAGAUGCUCUUGGUGACGGUGACAUCCCAAGAAAACCUUUAUACCCGCCUCUUCCACCACGACCAGGAAGCCAUAGUAAUUCUGGAGGUUUUGAUGACUCAGAUCUCCUUGAUGGGAAGCCUUUACCACCACACAUAACAGGAGGACAGGAGCAUCAUUUCAAUCAUGGAGGAAACACGGAUUCAGGAUUAAUAGCUGGAGUUACAUCUCCUAUAAUUUCUGCUUUUGUAAUAUUAAUUGUUGGAUCGAUAGUGGCCUACUCCGCUUAUAAGAACAAGAGACUUUGUUUCAAACCACAUG